Aphis gossypii (cotton aphid) is the source of this 858-nucleotide messenger RNA. RefSeq names its product putative nuclease HARBI1. NCBI's taxonomy places the organism in Eukaryota, Metazoa, Arthropoda, Insecta, Hemiptera, Aphididae. The record is from RefSeq and is a predicted model, not a curated record. The coding region runs from base 1 to 828 and encodes 275 amino acids. The transcript has 4 exons.
AUGGCAUAUGAUUCGUCUAGUUCAAAUGAUUCGUCUUCGUCUAGUGAUGAAGAUUUUAUAAUUGAUGUAUUGCAGGCAGUUCUAGGAGACCAUAUAUGUGUACAUAAGUCAACAGUUUGUCGUAUUGUUAAAAAAGUGUCUAGAUGUAUUGCGACCCUCAAACCACAAUACAUUCAAAUGCCUAGAACAGAACUAGAGAGAGAAUCAGUGUAUGAAGGUUUCAAUCAAUUGCGUCAAUUUCCCAAUGUUAUUGGUGCAAUUGAUUGUACUCAUAUAAAAAUACAGUCUCCCAAUAGUAAUAUUGGAGAAAGGUUUAGAAACAGAAAAGGAUAUUUUUCCAUAAAUGUUCAAGCUGUUUGUAAAAGUAAUUUACAAUUUACAAAUAUUGUGGCUCGCUACCAUAUUGACAAUUCACUAUUGAGAGCACAAUUUGAAAAUCAUGAAUUUGGAGAUGCUUUACUUCUAGGAGAUGGAGGUUACGCAUGUAGAAACUAUUUGAUGACCCCUCUUGCUAAUCCAAUUACCGAAGCAGAAAAACGUUAUCAGAAAGCCCAAAUCGGUACCAGAAAUGUUAUAGAACGAACAUUUGGUGUGUGGAAAAGGCGGUUCCCAGUAUUAUCUGUUGGUAUUCGGACACAAAUACCAACUACUUUGCUCACAAUCAUCGCCACAGCAGUGUUACAUAAUAUUUUGAUUAAAGCUAAUGAUCCCUUACCUAUAGAUGAUACUCUCCUAAAUGAAAAUUUGCUUCGACAAGUUCCAGUUUACCCUGUACAACAAACUGGAAAUAUAGUACGUCGAACAUUAAUUGAGACUGUAUUUAAUUAAAUUUGUUUUACAAUUAUUAUUUUUAUAAAA